CGUUGAAGCAGCAUACUCAUGGCACCUCCCGCUGCCGAACCUUCCGACUCGCUCCGAGCCGUCAUCGCGCUGUCCACGCAUGGAAGUCGCGCCCCGGCCCAAGCAGCCGCGUCCCUCUGUCCCGAGAAUGCCGCCAACCUCAACGCGUACGCCGUGCCAUUCGAACAACUUACGGACAAAGGCAUGCAGCAAAUGGUACAUGCCGGUGCCCACACCCGCGACGUCUAUGUCCAGUCCAAGCACUUUCUGUCACCCACUCUCAAGCAGAAAAAACACUUUGACGCGUACUUCCGAGCUGAUCCGUCGCACAGCUGCAGCCAAAGCUCCGUCACGUUUGGGUAUGGCCUGUACCCGGACUCGACGUCGACGACCCUCGGCUUCCCCGUGCCCGUUCCAGUUGUCAUGCAGCUGCUCUCGAACGAACACGACAUUGCCGUCACCCACGGUCCAUGCCGUGAAACCCUCGAUGCCGACUUGGCCCGUUUUGACGCCGGCGAAGGCAAGAAGCUGUUUGCUUCGCAUGCGUCCGUGCUGCACCAACUGGGGAUCGCGUGCGGACGACCGUUCGACGUGGUGCAGUCGCCCAGUGACGACUUGUCGGUAAUCGCAGACAUGCUGCGUUCCGAUUCGAGCCAAGGACUGCGUUCGAUUGUGCCGCCGAACGUCGCGGACGACGUGCAAGGGCUCGAAUUCAACCAAAUGCUCGGGCGCUACCUCGGCAGUCCGCGGCAAGUGACGUACUACCUAGGAGGCUUCCCUGACCUCAUGCUGUCGCAGCUGAACAAAGCCGCCGAGAAUGUCAGCCCCGCCAACGAUGCAUCGCAAUACAAACUGUACGCAUAUACCGGCCACCGGCAGCUGCUCCACGGGAUGGGCUUGCUCGUCGGGUGGAAUUUCCACUUUGAUGGCCAGCCGCAGUCCACCAAGUUCAACACGUCGGCGCUCCCGGCGGGUGCGACGCUCUACUUUGAGCUGCACGCGCCGUCGGACAGUUCUCCGGUGGUCGAGACGCACAUCUGGUCGCCACAGACCAACCGCACACGCGUCAAGCUGACCAAGUGCAGCUCCAUCUCGUGCCCGCUGUCCGAGUUCACCGACAUCAUCGACCGCCACAUCCAGCACACAACGCCGUGGCAGGAACUGUGCCAGUAUCACCCCGUGAACCAGGACAGUUCCAUCGACGGAACCAUGUCGGAGCCGCAGUCCAACCACCUCGUCAUCCUCGGCACCGUGCUCGUGGCACUCACGCUGUUCGCCAUGCACUCUGCAUACACGCGCAUCAACCAAUUCCGCCGCCAAAGCCAGUACCGGCAACUGUAACCAGCAUGACGGCUACCACUACUACAGUAUUGCAAACAAGAAAAGCUAUAUACAAGCCUCAUCAUGUCGUUGUGACCUAUACGUGGGUGGGAUAUGUGGUGGUC
Messenger RNA from Aphanomyces astaci, 1424 nucleotides. RefSeq lists its product as hypothetical. Lineage: Eukaryota; Oomycota; Saprolegniomycetes; Saprolegniales; Verrucalvaceae. The record is from RefSeq and is a predicted model, not a curated record. Gene Ontology annotation, biological process: dephosphorylation. Gene Ontology annotation, molecular function: phosphatase activity. The coding region runs from base 19 to 1320 and encodes 433 amino acids. The transcript has 2 exons.